UUCCCACACCCAUUAGCUCUUGGCAUUUGCUUUACAACUUAUUUGUCAGAAAAAUCUCCCAAUUCCUUCUGUCUCUUCUUCAAUUGCCUUCUCUCUUUAUUAACAAUACCAGUCUUCUGUUCUUGUUCUUAAUUUGUUUUUUGAAUCUCAUACUAAUAAUCACAGAAUAUUGAUCAUGGGUCUCGUUGAAAGAGUUGUGUUUUUCAUGGUUUUAGCUGCUUUAUGUGUUGCUUCUUCAAUGGCUGAAGUUUACAAGGUUGGUGAUGGCAAUGGAUGGACUGCUGAGGAACACAUGCCUGAUUACCAAGAAUGGUCUGCUUCAAAAGCCUUCAAAAUUGGAGAUUCCAUUGCUUUCGAGUACGAUCCAGAGUGGCACAAUGUUGUCCAAGUGAGUUACGAGAACUACAAGAAAUGCAACGCUUCAUCACCAAUCAAAACCUUCACUUCUGGCAAAGAUACAAUUCCAAUUAAGGCUGAGGGACACUUAUUCUGCAUCCGUGGAGUUCCUGAACACUGUGAAAUGGGACAAAAAGUUGAUAUUAGACUUGAUAUUGGAGUACUUGCUGAUCGUGCUACCCCUGAACCUCCAACAACUUCAGCACCAGCACCUUCUUGUUCCGCUCCUGCACCUUCACCAUCAGUCAGUGCUCCAGCUCCUUCACCAAACAGUUCUGUCUAUUUCUAAGGGUUUUACUGGAAAAUUGGGUUUCGUUAUCCUUGCUGUGGUAGCUGCAGUUGCUUACUAGGAAUUGUUAUAUAUGAUGAGAUCUUGGUUGUUACUUGGUAAGAUGAGAUCUUAGUUUGCUUUAAACUGUUUUUAUAAAACCCAUCAUAGAUUGAUAUGGAUUUUACGGUUUUACUUCCAGUGCCUAGCUAGUAUCCGCUGUUGUUGUGGCCCUUGCUAUCUCAUGUAAAAAGAAAAUCAGCAGAUAAAUAAAUAUUAACAUUUGGUACGA
Messenger RNA from Papaver somniferum (opium poppy), 956 nucleotides. RefSeq names its product mavicyanin-like. Gene Ontology annotation, molecular function: electron transfer activity. Bases 176 to 685 code for a protein of 169 amino acids. NCBI's taxonomy places the organism in Eukaryota, Viridiplantae, Streptophyta, Magnoliopsida, Ranunculales, Papaveraceae. The record is from RefSeq and is a predicted model, not a curated record. Gene Ontology annotation, cellular component: plasma membrane. The transcript has 2 exons.